AUGUUCAAUCCAAUUACUAAACAUCAUCGAUGUCAGAGUAAUUUAGAAGGUUAGAGAAUAAAUUAAAGUUCAUAAAAUUUAAAUUAGUCAAACUUAUAUCUUAAUUUAAAUUGUUUAUUAUCAAAUAGAGAACAUAAAGUUAAUAUAAAUGGGUUAUAAUCAAAUAAAGAACACAAUGUUAAUAUAAAUAAUUUAAUAUCAAACAGAGAACACAAUGUAAGUGUAACAUCAAACGUUUCAAAUUCUAAGUAAUAUGUAUAACCUCUGUUUACUUAGAUGAAAUCAGCUAGAAGUAACAUAACAUCAAAUAUAAAUGUGAAAUAACUAUUGAAUAAUAAUAAUAAUCAUAAUUAAUCAUAAGAGCUUUCAACUUAAAGAUAGAGUAGAGGAGGAUCAAUUUUGAGAUAAUUAACAAAUAGAUCAUUUUCAAAUAGAUCUUAAUCUAUGUAUAAAGUACAUUUGAAUGAUGAUAAUAAAGUUUAAUAGUAAUGUUGUAAUUAGAAGAAAAAUGGAUCAAUGACUUAAAGAACAGAGGCAUCUGAACAGGAAUUAUAAAUAUAGCCAAAAGUCUCAAAGAGUAGUUCAAAGGUUGUAAAUAGUUUAAGAUAAAGAUUACAAGAAAUAAAAUUAAAAUAGUUAUUAUGAUGAUUUAAAUUAAAUAUAAAAUAUAUAAUUUAUCAAAAAAUAAAAAAAUUUCUCCUAAUAUAUAAUGUCAGAUAUUGAUUAGUGGAUAGAAACAUUAAGAAAUGGUGAGAAUUUAAAAGAAACAGAUGUCAAGAUUCUAUGUAACAAAGCAAAAGAUAUAUUAAAUAAUGAGGAUAAUGUAAUAAGAGUAGAAGCUCCGGUGACUGUAAAUAAAAAGUAUAUUUAGAUAUGUGGAGAUAUUCAUGGAUAAUUUUAUGACUUAAUGGAAUUAUUUAAAGUAGGUGGAGAUGUUCCAGAGACAAAUUAUUUAUUUUUAGGAGACUUUGUAGAUAGAGGAUAUAAUAGUGUGGAGACAUUUUUAUUAUUGUUGGCUUUGAAAGUGAGAUAUCCAGAUUAGAUAACAUUGUAUGAAUAUAUAAUAUAUAAUAGAAUUCGUGGAAAUCAUGAAUCAAGACAAAUAACAUAAGUUUAUGGAUUUUAUGAUGAAUGUCUAAGAAAAUAUAGUACUUUGAAUGUAUGGAAAUAUUGCACUGAAGUUUUUGAUUAUUUAGCAUUGGCAGCAGUUGUCAAUGAUAAUAUAUUCUGUGUACAUGGUGGUUUAAGUCCAUAUAUAAAAACAAUUGAUGAGAUUAGAGUGAUAAAUAGAAAACAAGAAGUACCACAUGAAGGAGUGAUGUGCGAUUUAAUGUGGUCAGAUCCUGAUGGUAUUUAAUAAGAAAUUAGAACUUCUAGAAAUUGAAGGAUGGAGUUAGAGUGCUAGAGGAGCAGGUUUUGUAUUUGGUGCAGAUGUUGUUAAAGAAUUUAAUCGUAGAAAUGGCAUUUCGCUUAUUUGUAGAGCACAUUAAUUAGCUAUGGAAGGAUUUAAAUUAAUGUUUGAUAAUUCUUUAGUUACUGUUUGGUCUGCUCCUAAUUAUUGUUAUAGGUUAAUUAUUUAUCUAUUAUUUAUUCUAGAUGUGGUAAUGUUGCUUCUAUUCUUGAAUUAGAUGAAAAUCUAAAGAAAUAUUAUAAGCUAUUCGAAGCUGCUCCUAAUGAUAGAGCUUCAAAUUCAAAAAAAGCUAUUGCAGACUAUUUCUUAUGA
This is a messenger RNA of Paramecium sonneborni, 1723 nucleotides long. Lineage: Eukaryota; Ciliophora; Oligohymenophorea; Peniculida; Parameciidae. The record is from the annotation of a GenBank genome assembly.